Molecule: messenger RNA, 2697 nt
Organism: Rhincodon typus (whale shark)
Lineage: Eukaryota; Metazoa; Chordata; Chondrichthyes; Orectolobiformes; Rhincodontidae
Product: juxtaposed with another zinc finger protein 1
Exons: 5
Coding region: 837-1568 (243 amino acids)
Cellular component (GO): nucleus
Source: RefSeq, a predicted model, not a curated record
ACUAACGGUGCUUUUUGGAUGAAGUAAUAUCUUAAAAGGGUAGAACCUGAUCUAUAUAUAUGUCUCUGAUAUUAUAGCAAUGUAAGUGGUUAGUGUUGUUAAUAACCUAAAUACACCUGUUUCAACAAGGGCCUGAUCUCUCGAGAAGUACUCAGACCAAACCAUACUGGCAGUGUUGUUUUACCUCAACCAUGUCAAAUCUCACCGGGAUUUGUAGCCAAACGCGUAACAGUAAUGGCUCACAGAUGACUGAAAACGAAGUUACUGAAGUGUUUCAAGAGCAAUAGAAGAUUGGAAAAGCACGGAAACUUAGUGGAGCGGAUUUCAGUUUCAUAUCUGAAUGGUCGCCAAAAGUAUGAUGCGGAGGAGAAGAUACCGCCCAGCGUUGUGUACGAUAGCUAUUGUCAAGUUUGGUUAGAGACAAAAACAAAAGCUGCAGAUGCUGGAAUCCAAGGUAGACGAUCAGGAGGCUGGAAGAACACAGCUAGCCAGACAGCAUCUGGAGGAUGGGAGCAGUCAACGUUUCGGGGUAUUACCCUUCUUGAGGACUUUGGUGCAUGGAGGUUUGCAGAAGUUGCCUCCUGGUUGAGCAUCUGCGGAGCCACAUGCUUGUAUUGGUCACGUGAGCAGCGGAGCCAGCCUCAAUGAAAUGAAGGCGGUUUUUUGGCAGCUGCCGCCGCUGGCUCUGCCGCUUCUCUGAGAACAUGAAGGUGCAGGAGUGAAGGGCGAGCCCGGGGCUACGGCCGCUGUGCAUGUGGCUGACUCGGCAGCGCUUGGUGUGAGUGGGCCGGGGGAAGCCGAGCCCUGCCUUGCCCAGGCGCGGUUUUUAUUUUACCAUGACAGCGUUAGCCGCCGCCUCCUUCUUCUCCAACAUUUGCAAUUUCGGCGGAUGCGGCCUCACCUUUAACACCCUGGCUGAACUUAUCGAGCACAUCGAGGACACUCACAUAGAAAAUGAUCCCAAGGUUUUGGAGCGGCAAGAACAGCAGCAGCCAUCAUACAUCGCACUAAGUUAUAUCAAUAGAUUUCUAACUGAUGCUGCCCGCCGUGAACGUGAGCAGAUGAGAAAACGACAUCAGGCCAAGUUAACACCAGCCCUUUCCAGUCCUGUGGGAAGGGGGGGCACACCUGCAUCACCUCACCCUGGCAACGGAAGCUCCGCUUUUCCAGGGACACCACCAGUUACACCAUCCUCUUCAGCCUGCAGUGGAACACCAACAGGCAGCGAAUUAGAUGAAGAAGAAAUUGAAUGUGAAGAUUCUGACAGUGAUGAAUCAUGGACAACAGAAAGUGCUAUUAGCUCUGAGACUAUUCUAAGUUCAAUGUGUUUGAAUGGGGAUGAUGAGAAGCCAUUUGCUUGCCCUGUACCUGGCUGUAAAAAGAGGUACAAGAAUGUUAAUGGAAUCAAGUACCAUGCCAAGAAUGGCCAUCGUACUCAAAGCCGUGUCCGGAAGCCUUUCAAGUGUCGUUGUGGGAAAAGCUACAAGACUGCUCAUGGGCUUCGUCACCACACUAUUACCUUUCAUCCACCAGUGUCAGUUGAUAUGCUUAGAAAGAUGCAGUUGUGAGGCAUUAUACCCUUACUGUUCUAGUAAAUGAAGGCUUGGUGUUCUAAGAGGAGUGAGCAGGAAUUUUUGCUUUCUCUCAAGAUUACUGCCACAAGUCUUGGGAGAAGAAAAGGUUCCUCAAUAUUUGUUUUCAUGUGUUCCCCUAACGGCAUAAGAUGCUGCUAAAAGUCAGAUACAGUGUUUUAAAUUUUAAUUGUGAAUUCCAGGGAAAGUACUUUAAAUGAUUUCAGUGCUUCUAAAAGCACUUUUUCUUUAAUACUCUACAAUAUGCAAUUUUAGGUCAUAACUUAAAAUUGUCUAUAGAAUAGUUUUAUAUUUUUAUUCUAUCUCAAAUUUUUUUGAAAACUGUCAUCAGUUGUACACUAAGGUGCUGCUACACUUUAAACCUAGAUGUUCCAAACUUACAGAUCCAAAUAAAGGCAAACUAAAAUUGCCACUGUAAUUUGUAGAUUAGCAACUUAUUUUGUGGGUUAAGUGUGGGGGUUGAGCAGAGCUUUCUACCUGACUCAUUUGACAUAUACCACUAGGUUGAGUGCUGUGUUAUGUUGGAUUAUCAAGUUUUUUGGAGAGAUGGGACGGAGUGUGGGAACAAUCUUCUCUCAUAUGCAGUAAAAGUACUUUCUAUAAAUCUAUUCACAAGUAGAAUUGGUAGUUGUUAUAUUGUUUUCCCAAACUCCUCUAGCCUCAAUUUGAAGAAAAAAAUACUGAAUUUCAAACAGCAACCUAAAUUUGGAAGAUAGAUAUAGAUAGAAUCGGAUAGUGUCAGAAUCUAUAACUGGGAGUUAAAUUUACUGGAUCUGGUAAUCUGACACAGAAUAUCAUUGUUAGUGGCUUUUGUCAUGAAAUUAGAGAAGGAAUUACCACACUAGUUAUGUAGUUAAUAAAGAUGUAUAGAACUAAAUGUAGUAAUCAUUGUUCACAGCUUUGAAAAUACUUAAUUUCUUGAGGCAUAUGUGAUCUUUAGUUUGCUAAAUCAGUAUGUGUGUUUAAUUAAAGAAGUAUGUGCACCAUAUGGCUCUACAUAAGGUUAGUCUGUUUGCAGCUAAAUAAUGUACAGUUGCAUGUAAAAAUUCUGUUGUCAGUAAGUUAAGCCAUGAUAAUUUGGUUAGUUUUUUUUGGAAGCCUGCCU